Molecule: messenger RNA, 1248 nt
Organism: Candida dubliniensis CD36
Lineage: Eukaryota; Fungi; Ascomycota; Pichiomycetes; Serinales; Debaryomycetaceae
Product: 3'-5'-exodeoxyribonuclease
Exons: 1
Coding region: 1-1248 (415 amino acids)
Cellular component (GO): cytosol
Molecular function (GO): 3'-5'-DNA exonuclease activity
Source: RefSeq, a predicted model, not a curated record
AUGAUAAAUCCAAGACUGUUUUUAAGAACCAUGACUAGGACAAAUAUUUGGAAACCAAGAUAUUAUGAUAUUGGAGUCAAUUUUUCUGAUUCAAUGUUUCAAGGAUAUUAUAAUGGAUCAUCAACAUCAAAGCAUCCUUGUGAUAUUCAUUCAGUUAUUGAACGAGCCCAUUUAUUUCAUGUUGAUAAAAUGUUAAUUACAGCUCUGACUAUUAAAGAAAGUGAAGAUCAUUUUGAAUUAUGUGAAAAAUAUUCAAAUCAAUUUGAUUCAACUGCUGGUGUACAUCCAUGUUCUGUUGCUUCGGAAUUUUAUAAAUUGAACGAAACCAACAAAAAAGGUGAGGAAGCAAAUGAUAGUAAUAGAUAUUCCGAAGAAUUACGUGAUGAUGUUGAUAUAAAAUUGAACAAGUUGAGAAAUAUUAUUAUAAAAGGGUAUAAAUUAGGUCAUGUCAAGGCAUUUGGUGAAAUCGGAUUAGAUUAUGAUCGAUUACAUUACAGUUCAAAACAUCAACAAUGUGAAAUGUUGAUUAAACAACUUGAUUUAUUAGAUAGUUUACAAACUGAAUUAAACGUUCAAUUACCAUUAUUCUUACAUAUGAGAGCCGCAUGUGAUGAUUUCAUCAAGAUUUUCAAACCUUAUAUUGACAGGGGAAUAAUUAAUCCUAUUAAUGGAGUAGUUCAUUCAUUCACUGGAACAGAACAAGAAUUAAAUCAAUUAUUACAACUUGGAUUUUAUAUUGGUGUUAAUGGUUGUUCAUUGAAAACUGAAGAAAAUUUACAAGUUGUGAAAAAAAUCCCCAUUAAUAGAUUAUUAAUUGAAACCGAUGCCCCAUGGUGUGAAAUUAGAAAAAGUCAUGCUGGUUAUAAGUUUAUCAAUACAACUUAUCCUAAUAAGUUUUAUCCUGAAAUAGAUAAUACCAAACAACAACAACAACAACUACUACCAAUUACUAAAAAUUCUCCAAUAAAAUUACAUGAGAAUUUACCAUUCCCAUCAAUUAAAAAAGAGCAUUAUCAGAAACAUUCAGAUUUUGUUCAAAAAUCAAAAGAAAAUGCCAAUGAUCCAGAAUUACUCGAAACAAGAAUUGGAGUUUUAGCUGAUCCUAUGAUCAAAUCUAGAAAUGAACCAGUAAAUGUUGGUUUAGUGGCAGAAAUAAUUUGUGGAUUGCAUGAUUUCAAAAAUGAUACCGAAAUAGAGAAUUUCAUAGAUACGGUGUUUGAAAAUUCUUGUCAAUUGUUCAAAACUUGA